AAAAUCCAGGCAGAAGCGACGACCUCUCCCCUGCGAAUGUCAUAAAUAUAUAAAGGUCUGGGGGCGGGUCUCAGGCAGUGCGCCACCGUCCUUCGGACCGCAGAGUCAAGCAGGAGGUUAGAGCGUCCGCAAUGCAUAUAGCUGUCACGAUUCUAGCCCUGGCGGCCGGGUGCGCCGCCCUCUCGUCCUACAAGGGUGCCCCCAGGCUGCCUCAGCUCGCGCGGGGACACAGCUUCUCCUUCCAGUCCAGCUCGGCGGCCUCGAGUUCCGCCUCGUCCUCGAGCCACGACUCCUCCUCGAGCAGUUUCUCCUCCUCUGCUGCGGGAGUUAACUUCAACAACGAGGCGUCCAGCUCCGCCUCGUCCGCAGCCAGUAGUUCUUCCUCCUCCGCCUUUGCUGGGUCCUUCUCCCGCGGCGCCCCUCGCGGCUUCCCGGGAAUGCUCGGCCUCAAACCUCCCUUCGCUAGUGCCUUUGCUUCUGCCAGUGCCUUUGGAGCUUUCCCCACCUCCGGCACCCUUGGAUCUGCUCCAGGCACUCAAGGUUCCUCUGUUGGGCUGCAAGUUGGCACUCAGGGGACCAUCGGUGGUGCCAACUUAGGAUCCGUAGGAGGACUUCUGCUGAGCUACGGCCUCCCGCGUCAGACUGGUGCUCAAAGGCCCUUCUCUGUUGAAGGAUCCACUGUUGGAACUGCAGCUUCCUCGGCUAUCAGUUCGACCGGUCAAGGAUCCUCGACUGGAUUCCACGCUGGUUCUCAGGGAUUCAUAACUGGCACUCAAGGACCAUCAGCUGGAUUCCCGUCUGGCACUCAAGGACCAUCAGCUGGAUUCCCGUCUGGCACUCAAGGACCAUCAGCUGGAUUCCCACUUGGCACUCAAGGACCGUCGACUGGAUUCCCGUCUGGCACUCAAGGACCAUCAAUAGGCUUCCCGUCUGGCACUCAACGACUAUCAGCUGGAUUCCCGUCGGCACUCAAAGACCACCAAACGGAUUCUCAUUUGGCACUCAAGGACCAUCGACUGGAUUCCCGUCUUUCACUCAAGGACCAUCAAACAGAUUCCCACUUGGCACUCAAGGACCGCCGGCUGGCUUUCCGUCUGGCACCCAAGGACUGUCAAACGGAUUCCAGGCUGGCACUCAAGGAUCUUCAAGCAGCAUUUACUCUGGAAGUCAAGGUUUCUCGAGUGGAUUCCAGUCAGGCACUCAAGUUUCCUCAGCUGGCUUCCACUCUGGCUCCCAGGGAUCCUCAGCUGGCACUCAAGGAUCCUCAGCUGGUUUCCACUCUGGCUCUCAGGCAUCCUCAAGUGGCACUCAAGGAUCCUCAAGUGGUUUCCACUCUGGCUCUCAGGCUUCCUCAUCUGGCUUCCAGUCGAGCACUAACACUCAGGGGUCUUCAACUGGCUUCCAUUCAGGCUCCCAAGGCUCCUCAACUGGCAUCCAAACUGGCACUCAAGGAUCCUCAACUGGUGUUCAAUCUGGCGCUCAGGGAUCCUCCACUGGCAUCCAACCUGGCGUUCAGGGAUCAUCAGCUGGUGUUCAAUCUGACACGCAAGGAUUCUCGCGUGGCACUCACUCUAGCACUCAAGGAACAUCAUCUGGCUUUCAGUCCAGUUCCUCAACUGGCACGCAGGGAUCCUCAACCGGAUUCCAGUCAGGCACUCAAGGAUCCUCAACUGGCACUCAAGGAUCCUCAACUGGCACUCAAGGAUCCUCAAGCGGCACUCACUCUGGCACUCAGGGAUCCUCAAGCGGCUUCCUCUCUGGCACUCUGACAUCUUCCUCUGCCUUCCAGUCCGGCACCCAAGAAUCCUCAUCGAGCUUCCAGUCUGGCUUCCAGGAAUCCUCCUCUGGCUUCCAGCUUGGCACGAAGGGAUCCUCAGGAGGCGCUGAGGAACUAUCCCAGGGCUAUGGUCUU
Messenger RNA from Penaeus monodon (black tiger shrimp), 1912 nucleotides. RefSeq names its product trophinin-like. The transcript has 3 exons. The record is from RefSeq and is a predicted model, not a curated record. Bases 132 to 1769 code for a protein of 545 amino acids. Lineage: Eukaryota; Metazoa; Arthropoda; Malacostraca; Decapoda; Penaeidae.